This is a messenger RNA of Gossypium arboreum, 1767 nucleotides long. Its product is annotated as receptor like protein 27-like. The coding region runs from base 1 to 1767 and encodes 588 amino acids. Lineage: Eukaryota; Viridiplantae; Streptophyta; Magnoliopsida; Malvales; Malvaceae. The transcript has a single exon. The record is from RefSeq and is a predicted model, not a curated record. Gene Ontology annotation, molecular function: protein binding.
AUGGUUUUGGCUCUAUUGUUUAGUAACUUCUCUGGAUCAAUUCCUCGAUCACUAGGAAAUCUAUCUCAGCUAGACCCCUUAUACCUUUCAUUUAACUAUUUUAGUGGUAAGAUUCCAUCUUCACUUACAAACCUCGCAAAACUGAGCAUUCUUACCCUUAAUGAUAACCAAUUGGAGGGCUUUCUUCCUGAUAACCAAAAUGCAUUUCCAAAUCUAGCCCUUCUUGAUUUAUCUAAUAAUUUACUUAGUGGUACAACACCAUCUUGGCUUUAUACCAUUCCUCGUUUACUUUAUUUAAAUCUUGGAAACAAUCAAUUCAAUGGUCAUAUCAGUGAAUUCCAAAACAGACUUCUAAUUAAAAUAAUAUUGAAAGAUAACAGCUUUCGUGGUCCGAUUCCAAGCUCAAUUUCUAAACUUGUGGACCUCACUUCCCUUGAUAUAUCGUCGAAUGAGCUAAACGGUACAAUAAGUUUGAACAUGUUCUCAGAGCUUCAAAAUCUCAAAAAGCUUGACGUAUUUGACCUCCACUCCAAUUUUAUUGAAGGUGAUCUCCCAAAAUUACCCCCUAACAUCAGAUUCCUAUCAGUCUCAAACAAUAGUUUAGUCGGAACGUUGUCUGGUAUCUGCAAUAUGAAGUUUAUUGAGAUUCUCGAUUUGUCUCAUAAUGAUUUCAGUGGAAUCAUCCCACAAUGCAUCGGAAGCUUUAGCCAGAGUCUUUCAUCGUUGAACUUGAAGAUGAAUAAGCUCCAUGGAGCCAUUACCUCGAUUUUUGCUAAGGGAUGUGCUUUAAAGAAUCUGAACUUGAAUAGCAAUCAUUUGGAAGGGCCGUUGACACCUUCAAUCACCAACUGCAAAGAGCUGCAAGUUCUAGAUGCUCGCAACAACAUGGUAAAUGAUAGCUUUCCUCAUUGGAUCGAGGCAUUAUCAGAGUUGCAAGUUCUUGUACUCCGUUCCAACAGAUUCCAUGGUCCAAUAACGGCUGCUACGAGUCCUCGGUCUCUUCUGAAAUUGCGAAUAGUUGAUCUCUCCUGCAACAACUUUUUUGUCCCUCUGCCAACCGGUUACAUAAAAAAUUUCAAAAGAAUGAUCAAUAUUAUUGACGAUGGCAAAGGUGUGAGAUACAUGGGGGAAAGAAAUUACUUGUAUGAUUAUUCUGUUGCUAUAGCUGUUAAAGGGUUUGAGAUUGAAUUGGUGAAGAUUUUAACUAUUUUCACAAGCAUUGAUCUCUCAUGCAACAACUUUGAAGGACAGAUUCCAAGAGACAUCGGAGAGCUUAGUUCGCUACGGGGUCUUAAUCUUUCUCAUAACAAUCUCGUUGGGCAUAUACCAUCUUCACUUAGAAACAUGACUAGGCUUGAAUGGUUGGAUCUUUCGUCCAAUGAGUUGAGUGGGCAAAUUCCAACGGGAUUGCUAGAUUUGACCUUCCUUUCCUCCUUCAACGUUUCAUGUAAUCAACCUGUUGGACCCAUACCAAAAGGCAAGCAGUUCAACACUUAUGAAAAUGGUUCGUACCAAGGAAAUGUGGGAUUAUGUGGCGUUCCACUCUCUAGAGGCUGCAACAACAACGUGUUGGGACAACCACCUCCUGCACCGUGGAUGAACUCUCACGAAGACGAUGGCUCAAAGCUUGAAUUUGGGUGGAAAGUUGUUGCGAUCGGUUAUGGAUUUGGAUUCAUAUUUGGAGCGGCAAUGGGAUGUGGUUGUCUUAGAACCGGUAAGCCCAAAUGGUUCGUGACCUUGUUUGAAGCUCGAAGACGAAGAAGGUGA